UAAGUCAGAAUGGGCUGGGACUGGACACAUCUACACACCUUUUCCAUUUGCUAAUUAGGCCCUGCCUCUCUGGGACAGAAGACUCCCUAGCUGGCUGGGCAAGGGCAUCGCACCGACACCCGGGACCGCCAUGAAGCUGCUCCAAGGGACCUUCCUCUUCCUUUCUAUGUGCAGCCUCUGCUACAGUCAAGAAAGCCAGGUUCCUACAAACACUAUGAGAGUGACUAUGUAUAUGUCACCUAUGAUUUCCACAUCUCCAUCUCCAUUGAACGCAAAAAGUGAGACUGUUCAAACUCCAGUGAAUACUCCAGGAAAACUGAACCCCUCAGUGACAACAGAAUUAGUGACAAUAUCACCAGUAAUAUCAUUGUCAUCAAGCUCAAUGUCCUUCACAAACACUGGAACACUCAAAGAACCAUCAUCGACGCCUAUGAUUUCUACAAAGUCUUCAUCUAGCUCAGCAGUGCCAAAGACAGAAAAAGAAACCCCCCAAACUGAAAGUACAACUGAUGUUUCCAGCACUGCAAAACCACAAGGUUCUGAUCACCGAUUUCCAAGUGCUGCAUCAACCACAGAAAGCAACCAGAAGAGCGGCUACGUUUUGACAUCACCCACAAAAAAGUCAGAAAAUACUUUAGGAAUGACUACCACCCCCUACGUCAAGGAACAGGGAAGCUCCAAAGACUCUGGAAACACAAGCUCCCUUGUGACCAACUCCUCUUAUUCCAGUGUGAUUUUACCAGUGGUUAUUGCUCUGAUAGCAAUAACACUCUCAGUAUUCACUCUGGUGGGAUUGUACCGAAUGUGCUGGAAGACAGACCCAGGUACACCAGACAAUGGAACUGACCAGCCCCAAUCAGAUAAAGAAAGUGUUAAACUUCUCACUGUCAAGACAAUAUCUCCUGAGACCAGUGAGCAGUCUGCUCAAGGAAAAAAUAAAAACUGACAAUCCGAUGAGUCCUAUCCACACCUGGGCCAAUAAAAAUGUGACAGAGACGACUGUGGAAGAUAUUGAUUUCUGAUUCAUAGAGCUUCAGGAAAGGCUAGCUCUAGGAAAAAAAUGUAAAAUGUUCCUCUUCCUCAUUUCACUGAAGCAUCCAUCCUAUACCAGUCAAGAUCCUGCCCCCUCCCCCGCGUUCCCCAGCAGUGGCCUGUUCUCAGCUUUUCCUGCACCUCCUCUGUGAAAUAGGAACCUCUAAGUGCUAAGGUAAUCUGAUGCAUUAGUGUCAAAC
Phascolarctos cinereus (koala) is the source of this 1232-nucleotide messenger RNA. RefSeq names its product endomucin (gene EMCN). NCBI's taxonomy places the organism in Eukaryota, Metazoa, Chordata, Mammalia, Diprotodontia, Phascolarctidae. The record is from RefSeq and is a predicted model, not a curated record.